GAGGCCUCUGCCUUGAACAUUUCCAAGUGACGUAGAACCCACAGACCCAGAGGCCCCUCUGUGCUUCCUGUGUGGUGUUCAGAAACCCGCCUCCCCUCUCAACCUCAGGUGCCUGCUUCAGAAAAUGAAGUAAUAAGCCGACUCUUCACCAUCGUAGUCGAGUGAGCAUCCAGUGAGAGAAGGAUGCAAUCGAGCACUCUCUGGAAAGUUCUGGGACUCUGCCUCCUAUCAGUUGGUGCUUGGGGGCAAGAAGAUAAUGAAGAAACUGAUGACCUGACCCAGAAGCAAUACAAAGUCUCCAUCUCAGGAACUGAUGUGGUGCUAACGUGUCCUCCGAUGGUGCAGGGACAAAUACAUUGGGAAAAGAAUGGCCAACAAAUAACUGAUGAAAAUGAGGAACAACUAUUCCUGAAGAAUUUUUCAGAAAUGGAGAACAGUGGUUAUUAUGCGUGCUACGCAAACGCCCAGGACAAGAGGAACCAUUAUCUCUACCUGAGAGCUAGGGUGUGUGAGAACUGCAUAGAGGUGGAUCUGGCGGCGGUUGUCACUAUCGUCAUAGUCGACAUCCUCUUUACUCUGGGUUUGCUGAUGCUGGUGUAUUGCUGGAGCAAGAAUAGAAAGGCCAAAUCCAAACCUGUGACACGUGGAGCAGGUGCUGGUGGCAGGCCCAGGGGGCAAAAGAAGGAGAGGCCACCACCUGUUCCCAACCCGGACUACGAGCCUAUCCGGAAAGGCCAGCGGGACCUGUAUUCCGGCCUGAAUCAGAGAGGAGUCUGACUGCUCUGGAGGAUUGCCUAUGUCUGCCUCUCCCUGGGCACUCUGCAGUUCCUUGUUCCCUGGACAAGUUUUGGACCCCACAAGAGAAUUGUUCCUCAGUCCCACAGAGAACUCACAAAAUCCUGCAGACUUGUCCCUGGCACGCUCCUUCCUGCCAUCUCUACCUGUUGCCCGGUUCUAGGAUUUUGCUGCUUCGUUGUCCUUUGAAACAUCACGGCUAGUCAGCCUGCCCUCUUGUCAGGAUAUUUAUUUCUGUUAUUCACUCCCUGCCAAUUCCUCCCUUCCUCCCCACCCCACACAGAUAUUUCUGCCUUCAAUUCCCUCCUUCCUCUGCAUAAAAUUGUCCCUCAUCCUGUAAUCCCAGCAGCU
This is a messenger RNA of Sciurus carolinensis (gray squirrel), 1146 nucleotides long. Its product is annotated as T-cell surface glycoprotein CD3 epsilon chain. Gene Ontology annotation, molecular function: transmembrane signaling receptor activity. The record is from RefSeq and is a predicted model, not a curated record. Gene Ontology annotation, biological process: positive thymic T cell selection; cell surface receptor signaling pathway. The transcript has 9 exons. Bases 184 to 777 code for a protein of 197 amino acids. NCBI's taxonomy places the organism in Eukaryota, Metazoa, Chordata, Mammalia, Rodentia, Sciuridae. Gene Ontology annotation, cellular component: membrane; external side of plasma membrane; alpha-beta T cell receptor complex.